Molecule: messenger RNA, 228 nt
Organism: Leptosomus discolor (cuckoo roller)
Lineage: Eukaryota; Metazoa; Chordata; Aves; Leptosomiformes; Leptosomidae
Source: RefSeq, a predicted model, not a curated record
AUGGCUCAGGACAUGACAGAGAAGGAGCUGCUGAAGAUGGAGCUGGAUCAGCUCAAGAAGGAGGUGAAGAACGAGAGGCAAAUGGUCUCCAAGACCGGCAAAGAGCUCAAGGAGUACAUCGAGUCCAUGGCAGGCGAUUCUGCUUUGCCCCGAGGUGACCCGCUGGUGAAGGGGGUUCCCGAGGACAAGAACCCCUUCAAGGAGAAGGGCGGCUGUACCAUCAGCUGA